Racocetra persica is the source of this 995-nucleotide messenger RNA. NCBI's taxonomy places the organism in Eukaryota, Fungi, Glomeromycota, Glomeromycetes, Diversisporales, Gigasporaceae. The record is from the annotation of a GenBank genome assembly.
AAAAUCAAGAAAGUGCAGUUAAUGCGAUUAUUGACAAAGCCAAUAAAAUAAAAAAAUUUAAGGAUGAAAUUUACCGAUUAGCCAUGAGCCACAUGUGGAGACAUCCCGAAAAAGAUGCUCAAAAAAACCAAAAUGUUUACCCACUUGCUAAUGAUGUUGUUAUUGGUGAACUAAAAGGAAAGAAAGACAUACUUUUUUCUUAUAAUUCAUGUAAAUAUCCUUCUUCUAUUGAUAAUUAUCUUACUUUUGAAGGAGGAAUAGUAAUAAAAACAGUAGGGGAAGAGUGGGUUUUUCCUACUAUUAAUGAAAUUACAAUUUUAUUUCCAAAUCGUGAAGAAAGAGAUAAAAAAUACCAAGAAGAAUUUGGUAAAAUAGGAGAAGCAUUUGCGGAGGCAGAAGAAACAACACCGCCUCCAAAAAAACCAGAGCCAACCACAGAAACACACGCAACGGAAACGGGAGAGACCGGAGACACACCACAAACGGAAACAACUGGGAAUUCAGGGCAAAUGCCAGAACAAAACACAACGCCCCCUCCUAAACCUAUUAGCGUUUAUGAUUAUUUCGAAGCAAAGUUGGCAGACGAAGACCAAGAUUUUGGGCUUGUAAAUGAAGACCACAUAGACAGCCAACGGAAAUUCAUUAAAUAUGAAUUUCUUAAAAACAAACUUGAAGAAAUUUAUCCUCAAAAAAAAGGCUCUCCAAGUGACGGUUCUCUUCCUAGUGAAGAUGGGCUUGCUCAGACUAAAAAAAAUGCUAUUCAAACCAUCACUGCUGCUCUAAACCUAGAACCUGCCGUAAAAGAAAGCGAGUUAACAUCCGAUACCAGAGCCUACGAAGAAAAGAAAGAGGAAAUUCAAACUCAAAAAAAACGGUCUGCUUUGGAAGACCCUGACAAAUAUCGUCGGAAUGUUGCUAUUCCAGGAAUUAAGGAGACAAUGGCAAAAAACGAUAUUAAAGAAGACGAGUUAGAUGAUGAGACAAAAAGAAAUUGA